Messenger RNA from Fundulus heteroclitus (mummichog), 4996 nucleotides. It is a transcript of the gene rag1, whose product is annotated as recombination activating 1. Gene Ontology annotation, molecular function: double-stranded DNA endonuclease activity; ubiquitin protein ligase activity; sequence-specific DNA binding. The record is from RefSeq and is a predicted model, not a curated record. Lineage: Eukaryota; Metazoa; Chordata; Actinopteri; Cyprinodontiformes; Fundulidae. Gene Ontology annotation, biological process: V(D)J recombination; pre-B cell allelic exclusion; adaptive immune response. Gene Ontology annotation, cellular component: nucleus; DNA recombinase complex; endodeoxyribonuclease complex.
GCACAGGAUCAGUGUGUUGUGGUAAAAAGCUGUUUGUCUGGGGUAUGCCGUUGGAUUCUGCAUGCAGCAGUUGCAACUGCUCUUUGGGGUCGACCUUGUUUUUUUUUUUUCUUUCUUUUCUUUUUUUUUUUCGGGUCAGCUGCUUGGAUCAGGUGGCAAGAGUUGACUGUUGGGAUUCCAUCGCAGGAAGGGUAUAAAUACAGCAUGGUAUGGAGUUAUCCCACUGUAUGAAAACACAACUCCAAACUCAACAGACUUUCCAGCACAAAUACGGUGUACUGUGCACGCUGUGAGUGGGGGGCCUGGCUGCAGGGCUUUCCUUGUGCCCCCAUGCAGAAAGGGCCCCCUGGGGAGCCGAUGCCAGCUGAGACUGAAAAACAAGGGUCUUAGAAGUAGCUCUCAUCAUGGCAGCAGAGAGCCCGGAGACAGAUGGUCCCAGGUCCUUCAUGCCUGCUGAGCUCCAGCAUCCCCACUCUAAGUAUUCUCAGUGGAAGUUUAAGCUGUUUAGGGUAAAGUCUAUGGAGAAGGCACCUCUGCAGAGUGAGACACAGCCCCAGAUAGGAGCUUCAUUAGGGAUCUCACCUCCCACCGCUCCAAAUAUAGAGACAGAUCAUGGUGCGGGACCGGCGAGUGUUAUGAAAUUGUGCCUUGGGGGAAAAAGCAAAGACAAUGUGGAGGGCCCCGGCAAGAGAGUGGAUAUGAAACUGCAGGAAAUGGACAUCCACAUGAACCAUCUCAGGUGCCUGUGCCGCAUCUGUGGAAUGGUCCUGAGGAAGGUCAAAGGACCAGUCCAUGAAGUUCAUGGAGAUCUGGAUGAGGCCAGCAAGUGUGUGCUCCGUAAAAUGGGCUGCAAGUUUACAAGCUGGCCAGAGGUCCUCCUGAAAGUUUUCAAGGUGGAUGUGAGAGAGGACGCCGAAUCCAUCCAACCUCUCUUCUUCUGCCAUCGCUGCUGGCUGACUGCCAUACGUGGAGGGGGUGUCUGCAGCUUCACCAGAACAAAAGUUCCUGAAUGGAAGCCCCACACCGCCCACUGCAACCUGUGCUCACCCAAAAAGUCAUCAUUUCAAAGGACAGGGAGAAAGAGGAGGAAGGUUGUUCCUAAAGUCCAGAGUUUGGCCAAAAGAGCCAGGUGGGACCACGGCGACAGCAUCGCUGUUGGCGAGAAGAGAGCCCUGAGACCCUUUGGAGACGGCCACAGUCCGGUGGUGAGGGCCUGGAAAAAAAACGGCAUCCAGAGAGAACAGUGGGUGAAGAACAUCACGCACUGCCAGAACGACCACCUGAACACCAAGCUAAUUGCAGAGAAGCUCCCCGUGGAUUUCAUCAUUGCCUUCACGUGCCUGGUGUGUGACCACCUGCUCUGCGACCCGGUCCAGUCCCCCUGCGGGCACCUCUUCUGCCGCAGCUGCAUUAUAAAAUUCACCCACGUUCUGGGACCUCACUGCCCUGCAUGCAACUUCUCUUGUGCCCCCGAUGAUCUCAUCCCUCCUGCCAAAACCUUCUUGUCAACCCUCUACUCUUUACCUCUGCUGUGUCCCUGCGAAGGUUGCGGCGAGCACGUGCAGCUGGGGUUGUUCAAGGCCCACUGUCUAAGCCACGAGUUGGGGAAAGGUGAAAGCAAACAACCAUCGCCGUUUCAAAGUUACCUGCUUAUCAAUAAGGGGGGAAGGCCCCGCCAGCACUUGCUCUCCCUAACCCGUCGCGCCCAGAAGCACAGAUUGAGGGAUCUGAAGAGCCAGGUGAAGGUGUUCGCAGACAAAGAGGAAGGAGGUGAUCUGAAGUCUGUGUGCUUGACACUGUUUCUGCUCGCUCUGAGAUCUGGGAAUGAACACCGGCAGGCAGAUGAGCUGGAGGCCAUGAUGCAAGGCAGAGGCUUUGGAUUGAGUCCUGCUGUGUGCUUGGCCAUUCGGGUCAACACAUUUCUGAGCUGCAGCCAGUACCAUAAGAUGUAUCGGACAGUCAAAGCUACAAGUGGCCGCCAGAUCUUUCAGCCCCUGCACACCCUCAGAGCUGCGGAAAAGGAGCUCCUCCCUGGCUUUCACCAGUUUGAAUGGCAGCCAGCUCUGAAAAACGUGUCCACGUCCUGCAGUGUCGGCAUCAUCAACGGGCUGUCGGGAUGGACCUCCUCACUGGAUGACUCCCCUGCCGACACCAUCACCCGGCGCUUCCGCUAUGACGUGGCGCUGGUUGCAGCGCUGAAGGAUCUUGAGGAGGACAUUAUGGAGGGGCUUAGAGACACCGGCAUGGAAGAUAGCGCUUGCACCCUGGGCUUUAGAGUCAUGAUAAAGGAGUGCUGUGACGGCAUGGGCGACGUUAGCGAGAAGCACGGUGGAGGACCAGCCGUUCCUGAGAAGGCUGUCCGUUUCUCUUUCACUGUCAUGUCGGUGUCCAUCCAGGCUGAAGAUGGUCAGGGGGAGGUCACAAUUUUCACAGAGCCGAAGCCCAAUUCGGAGCUUUCCUGCAAGCCCCUUUGUCUAAUGUUUGUAGAUGAGUCAGACCACGAGACUCUCACCGCUGUCUUGGGGCCUAUAGUUGCAGAGCGAAAUGCAAUGAAAGAGAGCAGGCUCAUUCUAUCCAUCGGCGGCAUGCCGCGCUCCUUUCGGUUCCACUUCAGGGGCACGGGGUAUGAUGAGAAGAUGGUGCGUGAGAUGGAGGGCCUGGAAGCGUCGGGAUCCACAUACAUCUGCACUCUGUGCGACUCCAGUCGGGCGGAGGCUGCUCAGAACAUGGUGUUGCACUCCAUCACCCGCAGCCAUGACGAGAACCUGGAACGUUAUGAAAUAUGGCGAACCAACCCUUUUUCUGAGUCUGUAGAUGAGCUGCGAGACAGAGUCAAAGGAGUCUCGGCCAAGCCCUUCCUGGAGACCCAGCCCACGCUGGACGCGUUGCACUGCGACAUAGGUAACGCCACUGAAUUCUACAAAAUCUUUCAGGAUGAAAUCGGGGAAGUGUAUAAAAGGCCCAACCCCAGCAGGGAGGAGCGGCGCACCUGGAGGGCAGCCUUGGACAAACAGCUGAGGAAGACGAUGAAGCUUAAACCAGUGAUGAGGAUGAAUGGGAACUACGCCCGAAGGUUAAUGACCAUGGAGGCCGCCGAGGUGGUUUGUGAACUGGUGCCCUCAGAGGAGAGGAGAGAGGCCCUGAGGGAGCUUAUGAGACUCUACCUCCAGAUGAAACCUGUGUGGCGUGCCACCUGUCCAGCAAAGGAGUGCCCUGACCAGCUGUGCCGGUACAGCUUUAACUCCCAGCGCUUUGCUGACCUGCUCUCCUCCACCUUCAAGUACAGGUACAAUGGAAAAAUAACCAAUUACCUGCACAAGACCCUGGCCCACGUGCCUGAAAUCAUCGAGAGAGAAGGAUCCAUAGGAGCCUGGGCCAGCGAGGGGAAUGAGUCCGCAAACAAACUGUUCCGGCGGUUCAGGAAGAUGAAUGCACGUCAGUCAAAGGCCUUUGAGCUGGAGGACGUGCUGAAACACCACUGGCUCUACACCUCCAAGUACUUGCAGAAGUUCAUGGAGGCUCACAAGGACUCUGCUAAAGCUUUCCAAGCAACAAUAGAUCCAGAAGAGAUGCCGGAAGAUGAGGAAAUGACUCUGGAAAUAACUGAGUUUUGAUUUGUUUUAGUUCUAACUCCUUGACUGAUUUAUUUUAAGUGAGUCAGUAAUCUGACGCUUACCUCAAUAUUUAUGUUUUAACUAUACGUUAAAACUUUAAGUGGAUUUGAACUGCCCUGUUUGGUUAACUGUCUGUUACUGGACUUCAGAAUAACAGAGGAAACUCAAUGUAAACUUAACAGAAGUUUCUUUUCUUUGCUUUUCCCCCUCUUCUUCUUUUUUUAAAACAUCUCUUCUGUCUGUGAAAUAUGGUGCAUUUUAUUGUAUUGCAAGGAUAUGACACAUUUAUGAAUUUAUACAGAGGGGAUAUUUAUGGAAGGAGAUGAAAGAGCUGUAAGUCAUGGAGUAAAAUUGUGUUAAAAAAGACCACAUUUGUGGCCACUGUAUUAAUAUAUCAUUUUAGCCAAAGGAAAAUGCAAUCACAGGGACCUAAAUGUUCUUUGUUUCAUGAGUGCCCUCUGAAAAAGAUGACUUUAGUGCUUUAUCGUAGGGUCCCCAGGGGCCAGAAUAGAUGCCGGGUCACUUUGAAGCAAUUUUUUAUCUCUUUUAGGCUUUGCACAGUGGAGGAUAGAUGAUAGUUAUUCGAAUUCUUCUCAUAAAAUGAAGCACAUACUGACCUUUUUGUUGAUAUCAUAGGAAUAUAGUGUGGUCCAUUAGAGAGCCUAAUACCCCAUGGACUCUCCAACAGGCAGGGAUUUUUCUUCACUUUUGUUUAUGACCUGGUUCCUUCUCUUCAGCAUUUCUGCAUUGUUGCCUUUGUUGACAGAGAAGAGUGAUGGGCGAGACCAAAACGUCUCAUUUUUUUAGGCAACUUUAUUUGUUUGAUUGAUUGAUUAUAUUGUCUUUUUCUGCCCUCCAUGAUUUUGAAUUGUGACAGGCAAUUUUCUCUUUCUUUCUUGAUUGAAUGUUGGGUUUUGUUUUACUGCCGUAUGUUUAAUGGUACAAAUGCAAUGAAAUAUUCACAUUUCAUCGGAAAGUUGUCAGAGCUCUACAAUAACAUCAUUUUUUAGAGAGCAUUACUUUGAAACUUGCCACAUAUUUGUUUUUGCAAUAACAAAUUGCAUUUCCAAAAUAAUAGAUGAUGGAUGAGUCACAAAAAGAUUUACCUCUUCUUGUUUUGCUCUGUUUUUCCUCAUUUUAUGCUUCCAGUCAUACACUAAACAUACACUCAGGAAAAUUAUAUAUAGGUUUUCUGUGAUGAUCUUCACAGAAGUUUCAAAAUAUUACACUACAGCUCUGCUGUCUUGUUUAGAUUAUCCUGUGUUGUCACUCAGCCUCACAAGCAAUGUCUUAAUGAAAAGUUACUGUUGUCCAUAAUGAAGUUUGAUGUAUUCAUUUUUGUAUUCAAAAUAAAUAAAUAAAUAAAGACAAUCUUUUCAUUA